AUGGUUAUUUUUUUGAGUGUAACUCAAAUUUUGGCCACAGACUACGAUGCGCUAAUCGAGGAUCCUGAUAUCUACUCACCGUGCACCAAUGGUCAACCUGGUUCGGUUUUCAUCAAUGACGCCUUCAAUAUGGACAAUAUGAAGAUAGAACUGGAUGCUGAUGGUAUCCAUGUAUCAGGGAAUGGGACUGUCAAAUGGAGUUUUCCGGCUACAGAUAGGAUGGGCUUCAGAUUUAGUGUAAUGAAGUUAAAUCGUGGUUCUUGGGAACCGACAGUGUACAACUGGAACGUUCCAGACUUUUGUUCGGUGAUGUUUGAUGAACAACAAUAUUAUUACAAGUAUUGGUGGAAAUAUAUUCGAAAUCGCCAGGAAGUUGAAAAGAAUUGCCUUAAAGUUAAAGAUACCAUUCUAGAGUUUGAACCUUUCAUUAUGAAUCUGCGCCUAAGCGAUGUCAGUGAUCCGAACUUAAAGGGAAGCUAUAAAGUUGUGGUUGUCUAUGAGGCAUUCGAUGAAAAGGAUGUCAAGCGACCCACAUCCUUGUGCUUUGAGAUAAUGUGCACGCUGGAGAAGGUUCAACCGAAAUAA
Drosophila eugracilis is the source of this 585-nucleotide messenger RNA. RefSeq lists its product as uncharacterized. The transcript has 3 exons. The record is from RefSeq and is a predicted model, not a curated record. NCBI's taxonomy places the organism in Eukaryota, Metazoa, Arthropoda, Insecta, Diptera, Drosophilidae. The coding region runs from base 1 to 585 and encodes 194 amino acids.